AUGGGUGAGAGAGAAUAUGCACCAGAGUGGCUUGAGUUCGAGGCCCAGUUAGGAUAUCGCCCGCAGCUUCACAGUCCAUUGUCGCGCACGCUGGAGGAAUGGGGAUCGCUUUUGAAUGAUCUAUCGGCUCGGUUUUCCUUGCCCCAGGCAGACACCACCUCCAUCAGGUCCGUGGAUAUGGAGAUCGCUCCAGAAAAGAUCCCGAUCCGUAUCUACUUCCCAGAAGACACACAUGUCCAACGCAACGUUCCCCUGGCGGUCUAUGUCCAUGGAGGGGGCUGGGCCAUGGGGGAUCUUGACUCCGAGGACUUUCAACCUCGGACAAUAGCCAAAGAAGCUAGAAUGGUCGUUGUCUCUGUCGAUUAUCGUCUCGCUCCAGGUCAUCCAUUCCCCGACGGAUUGAACGAUUGUGUACGGGCAAUUUCGUGGACAAGCUCGAAUUCUACGAAGCUGGGAGCGACGACGCAAGAAGUCAUCGUGAUAGGGGGCUCUGCGGGCGCCAAUCUCGCCAUUGCCUCGGCCUUGAAGAUCAUCGAUCAAGGUCAGAAAUCGAUUCUGAAGGGUGUUGCGGCGCUGGUGCCUGUGACGGUCCAUCCUGACGCCGUACCAUUGAAAUUCCGGAAUCGGUACAGAUCCUACGACGAAGAAGCUGACUGUCCGAUCGACACAGCGGAUGCUAUGCGUGGCCGAGGCGGCUUUUGGGACGCUUACACCAACGAAAUUUCCAGUCACACCUCGGUCUUGUUGCAUCCCAGGCUGCACGAAAUGCCCCCAACAUACAUUGCCGUGGCGGAAAAGGAUGUCCUUCGUGACGAUGGGUUACUCCUGAAACACGUUCUGGAAGAAUACGGCGUGCCGGUAAAGUGCGACAGCUACAGAGGACUGCCUCACUACUUCUGGUCCUUCCCCGGGCCCUCUUUGGCGAACAAAGCACGGGAGUUCCAGGAGAAUCUGUUGAAAGGGCUGGAAUUUGUCAACGUAUAA
Fonsecaea monophora is the source of this 984-nucleotide messenger RNA. RefSeq lists its product as hypothetical. The transcript has 4 exons. NCBI's taxonomy places the organism in Eukaryota, Fungi, Ascomycota, Eurotiomycetes, Chaetothyriales, Herpotrichiellaceae. The coding region runs from base 1 to 984 and encodes 327 amino acids. Gene Ontology annotation, molecular function: hydrolase activity. The record is from RefSeq and is a predicted model, not a curated record.